Mercurialis annua (annual mercury) is the source of this 1245-nucleotide messenger RNA. RefSeq names its product protein transport protein SEC13 homolog B-like. The coding region runs from base 148 to 1053 and encodes 301 amino acids. Gene Ontology annotation, cellular component: nuclear pore outer ring; COPII vesicle coat. Lineage: Eukaryota; Viridiplantae; Streptophyta; Magnoliopsida; Malpighiales; Euphorbiaceae. Gene Ontology annotation, biological process: protein import into nucleus; COPII-coated vesicle budding. Gene Ontology annotation, molecular function: protein binding; structural molecule activity. The transcript has 2 exons. The record is from RefSeq and is a predicted model, not a curated record.
UGAUCUAAUUCAACCGGAGAAACAAACCAAACCACAAAACUCGUCUCUCUCGCUGGUUCUUCCGCUCCCUCUCCUCAGAUCUCGCUUUCUCAUCGCCGCUAUCAAAUUCAGGCGAAAAGGAUUAGUUUAUUUUGAUAAAUUGAGAGAAUGCCUCCUCAAAAGAUUGAGACUGGUCAUGAGGAUACAAUUCAUGAUGUGGUGAUGGAUUAUUUCGGUAAGCGGAUCGCGACGGCUUCGUCGGACCACUCGAUUAGAAUUAUCGGGGUUGGUAAUAAUACCUCUCAGCAGCUUGCGAAACUAACUGGUCAUGUUGGACCUGUUUGGCAAUUAGCUUGGGCGCACCCGAAGUUCGGGUCUUUGCUCGCUUCGUGUUCUUACGAUGGUCGUAUUAUAAUUUGGAAGGAGAGUGCUCAGCAUGAGUGGACUCAGGCUCAUGUUUUUGAUAAUCAUAAAUCUUCAGUUAAUUCAAUUGCUUGGGCGCCUCAUGAAGUUGGUCUUUGUUUGGCGUGUGGUUCUUCGGAUGGAGAUAUUUCGGUCUUUACUGCUCAAGCUGAUGGGAGCUGGGAUACGGCGAAGAUUGGUCAAGCUCACCCCGUUGGGGUAACGUCAGUUUCGUGGGCUCCAUCAACUGCUCCCGGUGCUCUUGUUGGUUCUGGUUUGCUCGACCCUGUUCAGAAGCUAUGCUCAGGUGGUUGUGACAAUACUGUGAAAGUGUGGAAGCUUUAUAAUGGGAGCUGGAAGAUGGAUUGCUUUCCCGCUCUUCAAAUGCAUACAGAUUGGGUGAGGGAUGUUGCGUGGGCACCCAACUUGGGUCUUCCAAAAUCGACUAUUUCCAGUGCAUCUCAGGAUGGGAAAGUUAUUAUAUGGACCGUCGUAAAAGACGGGGAUCAGUGGGAAGGUAAGGUCUUGCAUGAUUUCAAGUCCCCUGUUUGGAGAGUCUCGUGGUCUCUCACCGGAAACAUCUUGGCUGUUGCUGAGGGGACUAACAAUGUGACGUUAUGGAAAGAAGCUGUAGAUGGGGAAUGGCAACAGGUGACAACAGUUGAUCCCUAAACCUGAAGUGCUUAAAUUUUUAACUUUCUAUACUUCAUUAUAUUAUGAGAUUUGUUUUUCUCUUAUGUUAUCCAUAUUUGGAGUGUUUAUUUCUUAGACGUUUUAUGGAUAAACAUUUUGGAUUUUAGAUGUCGUGUAGUUUGCAAUUGAAAAUCCAUUUAAUUAUGUGAAUUCAUUGGACUUUCUGUGUCA